Chaetomium globosum CBS 148.51 is the source of this 3012-nucleotide messenger RNA. RefSeq lists its product as uncharacterized. Gene Ontology annotation, biological process: nuclear-transcribed mRNA catabolic process, nonsense-mediated decay. Gene Ontology annotation, cellular component: telomerase holoenzyme complex. Gene Ontology annotation, molecular function: telomeric repeat DNA binding; protein binding; telomerase RNA binding. The transcript has 4 exons. The record is from RefSeq and is a predicted model, not a curated record. Bases 1 to 3012 code for a protein of 1003 amino acids. NCBI's taxonomy places the organism in Eukaryota, Fungi, Ascomycota, Sordariomycetes, Sordariales, Chaetomiaceae.
AUGGCCUCAACCAGUGCAACUGGCGCAACUGGCGCCGCCGCUGAAGCCAUACCAUCGACCGAUGAUACCUGGAAACUCGCACAGAAGUUACGUGCCGCGAUUCACAAGGAACUCGAGCACAUCCAGAAGGGCGGCCCAGGAACGAAUGAGAUUGCCCGUUUCGAAAAGGUCGAGAAGUUGAUGCAGAAUUACCGUCUUGCCUGUAUCGAAACUAUUUGGCUCGACCUCCGUGCUGCGAACGAAAAAGGCGCCGAGGAUGUUCUCUGGUCCACACAUACCCUCGUCACCAAGACCUACCGGAAGGUGCUCGGAAGGCAGGGCAAUGACCAUGUCGUCCUUAAGCGGAAACUUGAGAAGCUCUACUCGAACUAUCUCAAAACAGCACAAUACUUCUACAGGGGCUAUUUGCAGCGGGUUUGUGCACGCUACGACAACCCCGAUCUCAAACGGAUCGCCCAACGGGCUGAACUUGAGGCAAUGCCCCUGCCAGAAAAGGACAAGGUCGACACUGCGGCGGCGCAGCUGGACACCAUUGUCAAGCAAUCCUGCCACAAGACCCUCAUAUAUCUUGGUGACCUGGCCAGAUAUCGCACUCUCCUGCGUACCAAGGACCCCAAGUGGGAGGGCGCUCUCUCGUACUAUCUCUUGGCGAAUGAGCUGAUCCCCGAGUCUGGAUACGGCCACCAUCAGUGCGGAGUAAUCUGCGUCGAGAACGAGGACCAUCUCCAGGUGGUGUACUACUUGUACCGCGCCCUAGCGUGCGCUCUUCCCCACCCGAAUGCCUCGUCAAACCUCGAGCGGGAGUUCCGUGACCUCCAGAAACGGAAGGACAUCACCACCAAGCAUGCACUGGUGACUUGGUUCGUUAAGCUCCAUGCUUUCUAUUCUCAAGGAAAGGAAUUCCCUGAGCGAAAGGAGCUCGAGAGUGAGGUCGACCAUCGGCUUGGCCUGGCGAUGAAGACUGGAACCGGAUAUGGCUCCGACUUGGAUAUGCUCAAGAUGGUUCUCAUUAACAUCACCGCAUAUGCCGCCGCGCAGGACAAAAUCAACAAGAAAUGGACUGACGAGGGCUCCCUGUCCUGCCAGUUUAUCCUGCUCCUCAACUUGCGCACCAUCACCGCCAUCGCACGCCUACUUGGAGAGGAAAUUGCGGGCAUCAUUAAGCGCAUGGGCGCAGAGACCCCAACUGGCACCUCAACUCCUUCCCAAUCAGAACCCACAACUAAGUUCACCCCUGCUCUGAAUCGUGUCUUGACGCUGCUGCGAGUCUACAUGGCCUGGCUCUGCUCUUAUGGAUCGCAGUUGGUUGAGUUCCGGGCUCAUCUCGAACCGCAACUUGGAACCAUGUGCACGACACUAAGCAACACCCUGACCCUCUUGUUCGAAUUACUUGGAGGUGACGAACAACUUGGAAACACGGUGUCGUGGCGCUUUCCCGAGGACGAUAUUACCUUGGGCAUCGACUGCCUCAAUGGACCCAACCUGCAUGACGGCUGCCAGCUCUAUUACGAUGCCUUCGCCCGCAAGCCUAAACCACGCCGUGAAGACGUCGCUGGUGCUGACUACAUCGAAGACGACGUUACCUUCACUCGUGCACUUGACGUCCUUCUCUGCGGCUUGGACUUGUCUAUGCCAGAAUCGAGGUUCCCAUUUGCAACGUCCGCAGUGAAAAAAGGAUCCCGGGAGCUCACGACGUUUAUGUAUCUUGAGAGAGGGAAGCCUGAGCCUACCCCAAAUCUACCACCGGCUCAGCAUUUGACACCAACAGCUGUUCCUGCUGCCCUUGAACAAACCCCCAAGAUUCUGGCAGCGGCCCUAAGUCCUUGUGAGUCUAACGAACUCUCCGAGGAUCAGGACUUUUAUGGCCCAAAUCUACGAAAUGCUGUCGGUUAUGGGUCCCGAAGUGGGCAAGUGCCAGCCCCAGUUAUACCAACGCCAACAGCGCCGGUUUCUGAGUUUCCCAUUGAGAGGCAGAUGUUCAAUAUCCUGAACGAGUUCAUCAACCCACCAGAGUCUACUCUCUUAUCCAAAUCCAAGACACCGAGCCACCCGCCUGCGCGAACAAGCCCGUACGGUAUGGACUCUGCAGGUGUGGCUGAGGCUUUUGGGGCCGGCACUUCAAACAGCCCGACGCCGGGCUCAGCUGGGGCAAAGAAAUUCCCAACUUUGCCCUGGGAAUACUUUUACAAACCGCCGGCCAACCCUACCUUGCGCUCGGAUACGAACGCCAUGGCCGCGAGCUGGGGAGCGAACGGCGGAGGGAUUUCACGGCCGACAAGCUCUGGAAAUGCAGCCCAAUUCGGUGCUGGGGCUACCAUUGGCAACCCGCUCGCGCACCAAACCCACCAGAGGUACGGCAGCCUAGGGCAGUCAAAGCCUGUCGAGAACCAGGCCGAUAUGCUUCAGUCUUCAGAGUCGGCAUCCGGCCGAGCUGGCCUGCCCCAACAGGCGUACAGCCCUAAGGGAGCAUGGCCCAACGCAACCGCGGAGGGCUUGGUUUCUGCGCUUGGAACGCCUCCUAUCCUCCCGCAACAAAGAACUUGGGCUCCCCCAUCAAGCCCCUGGCAGAAUGCCAACGGCCAGGUCCCCCCUGCCACCACUGGCGCUGCCCUCAACUCAUCCUUCUCGACUUUCAAUUUCUCCUCCAAUGCGUCAAGCCUUCCGCAAGUUUACAGCCCCUGGGGCAUACCCGCAGCGGUGAACAGGUUCCCGGCGGCGCAAUCCCCCUCUUCGCCGAGCCGGGCUAGCGCCGCAUACACCGGAGGAGCAAUCCCAUCACCGUCGGGCAGCAGAUAUGCGACCGACUACGCUAGCGCCAUGGCCAGUGGACACAUUCAACAGAACUCUUUCGCUGGCGCCUGGCCCGACGCUCGGCAGCCGCGGAACGGGUCGGUUGCCCAGCAGCCCCUUGGUCAGGUCGACAUCUGGAGCGAUCUGAUCCGGCAGCAGCCUACCGUGGGCGAGAAGGCUAACAGGAAGUCGGUCAUGCAGCAGGGUAUGCCCAAGCGUUGA